Messenger RNA from Gambusia affinis (western mosquitofish), 2892 nucleotides. Its product is annotated as protocadherin beta-16-like. Gene Ontology annotation, molecular function: calcium ion binding. Bases 178 to 2892 code for a protein of 904 amino acids. Lineage: Eukaryota; Metazoa; Chordata; Actinopteri; Cyprinodontiformes; Poeciliidae. Gene Ontology annotation, cellular component: plasma membrane. The transcript has 2 exons. The record is from RefSeq and is a predicted model, not a curated record. Gene Ontology annotation, biological process: homophilic cell-cell adhesion.
GCUGCAGUCGUCAGAAAACGGAAAUUUAUGGGAAAUAAUACACUACGUCUUUGUUUUUCUUGUUUACUAAGAAAAUAGAUUUGAUGUGAAGGAGCGAAAACUGGAAAAGGAUUUAAAAAUCUUUCUUUGACGAUUUUUUUUUUCCUUCGUCUGUUCUCAGAAUUUAAUCUUACAAUAAUGGCGUUCCUGCAGCCCUCUCGGAAAUGGCGUUUUCUUUUCUGCUUUCAGUGGAUACAGGCUGUUUUGCUGUUUUUUUCAUCCCUUACGGUUUCUGGACAUAUACGCUACUCUAUUCCAGAGGAGAUGAAGAAGGACUCUCUUAUCGGUCAUAUAGCACAGGAUUUAGGUUUGGACCUGAAAAGACUCCGUUCUGGUCGAGCCCGCAUCGUGACCGGAGAGAGCGUCCAGUACACCGAGCUGAAGGUAGACAAAGGGACUCUCGUAGUGAGUGAAAGGAUAGACCGAGAGCAGCUUUGCGGAGAGGUAGCCUCGUGCAGUUUCAGCUUUGAAGUGAUAUUGGAAAACCCGAUGGAGCUGCAUCCUGUGACAAUAGAAGUGCUGGAUGUGAAUGAUCAUAGCCCCGUGUUUAAGAAAACGCAUAUUAUGUUAGAGAUCAGUGAGUCCGCUAAUCUCGGAGCUCGGUUUGUGUUGGACAGUGCGGAGGAUCCUGAUGUGGGCGUCAAUGGCUUGCAAAAUUAUAUCUUAACCCCGAACGAGAAUUUCGUUUUAAAGCAGCAUGUCAGUCCGGAAGGGAGUAAAUAUGCAGAGAUGGUUCUGCAGAAGCAACUUGACCGAGAAGUGGCACCGCGUUUAUCUUUAAGACUUAUGGCGCUCGACGGUGGCAAUCCACAAAGAUCUGGUACGGUGAAUAUAGAUAUAAAGGUUUUAGAUGUAAAUGAUAAUGCUCCCGUUUUUAACCAAUCUGUGUAUAAGGCAACUGUCACGGAAAAUGCGGCAGCUGGCACUCAUGUUGUUACUGUAAAUGCUACAGACGCAGACAGCGGAACGAACGGUCACAUCACAUAUUCCGUUUCAAACGCAAAGAGCAACAUCGCUGAAUUGUUGUCCAUUAAUCCGCAUUCUGGGGUGUUAUCUGUCGCUGGAAAUAUAGAUUUCGAAAAGGAUAAGAAGUAUGAAAUUCGAAUUGAUGCAAAGGAUCAAGGCGGUCUCACCGAUUCCAGUAAAGUGAUUAUUGAAGUUGUCGACGUAAAUGAUAACGCCCCUGUCAUAAACGUGAUGUCCUUUACUAGUCCCGUGUCAGAGGAUUCUCCUCCUGGAACAACUGUUGGUAUCAUUAAUGUCAAAGACCUGGAUUCGAGCGAUAACGGACAAGUGAGCUGCAAGAUCGAAGGGAAUGCUCCUUUUAGGAUAAAUUCUAAUUUAAGAAAUUACUACACUUUGACAACAGAUUCUGUAUUAGACCGUGAAAGUGUUUUAGAAUAUAAUAUCACCGUCAUUGCCACUGACAGCGGAAAACCCCCGCUUUCAGCUAAAAGAAUCUUUAAUUUAAAAGUCUCUGAUGUAAACGAUAAUGCACCAGUUUUUUCACAAACUGCUUACAACGCUUUUAUAGGAGAGAAUAAUUCGCCAGGUGUCUCGGUUCUUGCACUGUCAGCUAAAGACCCUGAUGAGAAUCAAAACGCUCGUAUAUCCUACACUUUGGAUCACAUAACGUUUGCUGGGUCACCAAUAACUGAAUAUGUUUCUGUAAAUGUGGAAAGUGGAGUCAUACAGGCGGUACGCUCAUUUGAUUAUGAACAAAUUAAAGAGUUAGCUUUUAUUGUGACAGCACAAGAUGGAGGCUCUCCUCCACUGAGCAGCAACGUGACUGUGAAAAUCCGGAUUCAGGACCAGAAUGAUAAUCCACCCCAGAUUCUGUAUCCAGUCCAGACUGGGAGCUCGAUGGUGGCUGAAAUGGUGCCUCGUUCAGCGGAUGUGGGCUACCUGGUGACUAAAGUGGUGGCUGUGGAUGUGGACUCUGGACAGAAUGCCUGGCUCUCCUACAAACUCCAGAAAGCCACAGACAGAGCGCUGUUUGAAGUGGGCUUACAGAAUGGAGAAAUAAGAACUAUCCGUCAGGUGACUGAUAAAGAUGCUGUGAAACAAAGACUGACUGUCAUAGUGGAGGACAACGGGCAGCCCUCUCGUUCAGCUACAGUCAUUGUUAACGUGGCGGUGGCGGACAGCUUCCCUGAAGUGUUGUCGGAGUUCACUGACUUUCCUCACGAUAAGGAAUACAAUGACAACCUGACUUUUUACUUAGUGUUGGCUCUGGCUGUGGUUUCCUUCCUCUUCAUCACGUGUUUAGUGGUUAUUAUAUCAGUGAAGAUCUACAGAUGGAGACAGUCUCGCAUCCUGUAUCACUCCAGCCUCCCUGUGAUUCCAUAUUAUCCACCUCGUUACUCAGACACUUUGGGAACAGGAUCUCUGCCACACGUGUAUAAUUACGAGGUUUGCAGAACGACUGACUCCAGAAAGAGUGACAUGCAACCAAGGAAUCAAAGCUUAGUGAGUGUCGAUGGACUUGAAACGGAUACACCGCAAGUGGAAGAGCAUCUUACAAAACAUAGCUUGCAGACGCUGACUUUGAUGAGCUCGGUAACGGCUCAGGCUCGGUAUUCCGUACCGGAGGAACAAUCAGAGGGGUCUUUUGUUGGAAACAUUGCCAGGGAUUUGGGCUUGGAUUUGCAGAGGCUUGUGGGAGGUAAUGCUCGUAUUAUUACUAAAGACAGCCAACAGUAUGUGGAUUUAAACCGAGAGAAAGGUAUUCUUGUUAUUAAAGAGCGAAUUGACCGAGAAGAGCUGUGCGGAAAGACGACGCCCUGUAGCUUCAGCUUCGAGGUGAUUUUAGAAAACCCUAUAAAACCAACCCGACGGAGGCACGUUCAUUGA